This is a messenger RNA of Fusarium mangiferae, 174 nucleotides long. Its product is annotated as putative RIC1 protein. The transcript has 3 exons. Bases 1 to 174 code for a protein of 57 amino acids. The record is from RefSeq and is a predicted model, not a curated record. Gene Ontology annotation, cellular component: membrane. Lineage: Eukaryota; Fungi; Ascomycota; Sordariomycetes; Hypocreales; Nectriaceae.
AUGCCUUUCACUGCUAGCGACAUUUGCAAGAUCCUCCUUGCCAUCAUCCUCCCUCCCGUAGGUGUCUUCCUCGAGCGUGGCUGCGGUGCCGACUUCUUCAUCAACAUCCUCCUUACCAUCUUGGGUUACAUCCCCGGUAUCAUCCACGCUCUGUACAUCAUCCUGAAGUACUAA